CCUUAAUGAUUGGUGGACUCCAGAAACCGAAAACGAAUACUAUGAGAAAGCUGCUUGCAUUAUUCAGCAGUACGAAAAUUAUACAGCAAAAAAUGUCAGCGUUGAAUUCGAUGGCAUCCAACCACUACUCAAAAACAUUGCAGACAACGCAGGCGUAAAAAUGUCCUACCUAGCCUAUCAAGAUUGGAUGAAACGUCACGGCCCUGAACCCAAUUUACCUGAAUCACAAUAUUCCCAAGCACAGCUUUUUUGGAUUCAAGCAGCUAUCACACAAUGUGCCAAACACAACCCACAGAAUGAAUUUUCCGAUGAAGUCGAUUCCCCAUUGAAAUUCAGAGUCACGAGUGUAUUUGCUAACAGGCCAGAAUUUUCAAGAGACUUUAACUGCCCAUUGGGUUCAAAUAUGAAUCCAGUUAAGAAGUGCUCUGUAUGGUAAAACCACAAGAAAGCAGUAACAUAUGAAUAUCCUAUUAUCGAAAUUAAGUCCACUGUACUAUGCACGGGUUUUACUGCGAUUUUCCUUGUGUACUAUAAAUAAGAAAAUAUUUUAGGUGAAUACUAGUACAGAUACAUAUUAA
Belonocnema kinseyi is the source of this 578-nucleotide messenger RNA. RefSeq names its product neprilysin-2-like. The record is from RefSeq and is a predicted model, not a curated record. Gene Ontology annotation, cellular component: plasma membrane. Lineage: Eukaryota; Metazoa; Arthropoda; Insecta; Hymenoptera; Cynipidae. Gene Ontology annotation, molecular function: metalloendopeptidase activity. Gene Ontology annotation, biological process: protein processing. The coding region runs from base 161 to 436 and encodes 91 amino acids. The transcript is spliced from 2 exons.